AUAUAUUCCCUUCACACCACAGCCAUCUCCCCCAUCCGCACCCCUUCCAUCCACCACCCUUCAUUCUAUGGCCCCUACCGUAUCACCUCUCGACCCUGGCGAGACCUCACCAUGUCCAACAAAUUCCGUUCCCAACAGCGCAAGAAGAACGCCCGAUCCAUCGCCUCCGAGGACCCCUGGAAGGUCGACACGCCCUUCGGACCACCCCGCAUCCCCCAUUUCCCAGGCCGAGGAAUCCGACGCAUACGCAAUACCCUUCAGAAAUUAUCAUCCUCGGCACGUGCGGAAAAGGAACUUCUCAAGCAAAAGAAUCGCUACAAGAUCCCCUUGACCGAGCGGAAUGUCGACGCGCUUCUCACGGAGCAGCGGUUCACCGACGCUUGCUAUCCGGGCAAACACAGCCGAGAGUUGCAGAUCUCUGCAUGGUUGGAGCGACUGUCCUACUGAUACGCACCAUCCUUACUUCACCCCGCGGAGAUAUUUUUUGGGAAGAGACCGACUUUCAUUCUUCGCCCACGUACAUCCCCCC
Molecule: messenger RNA, 529 nt
Organism: Aspergillus ibericus CBS 121593
Lineage: Eukaryota; Fungi; Ascomycota; Eurotiomycetes; Eurotiales; Aspergillaceae
Exons: 1
Coding region: 112-447 (111 amino acids)
Source: RefSeq, a predicted model, not a curated record